Chaetomium globosum CBS 148.51 is the source of this 1005-nucleotide messenger RNA. RefSeq lists its product as uncharacterized. Gene Ontology annotation, molecular function: FMN binding; NAD(P)H dehydrogenase (quinone) activity. The record is from RefSeq and is a predicted model, not a curated record. The coding region runs from base 1 to 1005 and encodes 334 amino acids. Lineage: Eukaryota; Fungi; Ascomycota; Sordariomycetes; Sordariales; Chaetomiaceae. The transcript is spliced from 6 exons.
AUGGCUCCUAAGAUCGCAAUCGUCUUUUACUCCAUGUAUGGCCAUAUUCAGCAGCUUGCUGAGGCCGAGAAGGCUGGUAUUGAGAAAGCCGGCGGGACCGCCGACCUGUUCCAGAUCCCCGAGACUCUCCCCCAAGAGGUCCUGACCAAGAUGCACGCCCCUCCCAAGUCUGAUAUCCCGGUGCUCAGCGACCCCAGCACCCUUCAACAGUACGAUGCUUUCCUCCUGGGCAUCCCGACACGGUACGGCAACUUCCCCGCCCAGUGGAAGGCCUUCUGGGACCAGACCGGCAAGCAGUGGGCGACUGGCGGUUUUCACGGCAAGUACGCCGGCCUCUUCAUCUCCACUGCCGGUAUGGGUGGCGGACAGGAGUCAACGGCCAUCAACGCCAUGAGCACCCUCGCCCACCACGGCAUCAUCUACGUCCCCCUCGGUUACGCCAAGGCGUUCGGUAUCCUUACAAACCUGGAUGAGGCCCGCGGUGGCAGCCCCUGGGGUGCCGGCACCUUCGCCGCCUCCGACGGCAGCCGCCAGCCGUCCGAGAAGGAGAGGGAGCUGGCCACCAUCCAGGGCGAGGAGUUCUACAAGACGGUCGCCAAGGCUUUUGGUAUGACUCGAGAUUUGGCUCUAGCCGAAGAACUAAAGUGGAUGUCCUACGGGGCGUAUCCUCCACCCGGUUCGUGUCUCGGUCUUGAGGGUGACUCACAAGGUGUCACUUUCGAGAUGCCCACCGAACCUGGCCCGGGCGUGUCGAGCGUGGUUUCUCCGGCUAACAAGGGGAACUCUUGGGACCUGACCGCUGAUAAAAUCUUCAGGCCCAUCAAACUCCCAGCUACCCGGGCCAAAGAGGCUCACGUCCAGAAAGCUCGCUGCGAGGCAUCACGUAUCGUUGGUAAUGUGUAUGCAUCUUCAGGCCUACAAGUAAACCCGGAUCACUGGGUACUGGAGUGGGCUCUUGUUAAGCUUGACCCUCGGCGAAUUACAUUUGCGAGGUUGCGCAGGUAG